AGUCAGCAGGCAGUCGUUCAAAAGAACUUUUCAUUGAUGGCGUCCUUCUCUUACUCAAAAUAUCUCUUGUUCGGUUUGCCUGUCGUAGUCUUAGCGGGUCUUGCUGCACUGUGGUGGGAACGGAAUGAGAGAAGACGAUCUUACAAGGAGGUGGGGCGAGUUUCAGACCUGUUCAUUUAUCCUGUCAAAUCCUGCAAAGGAAUUCGUGUGGACGAUGUGAAAUGCUUCAAAGAAGGAAUGGAGUAUGAUAGACGCUGGAUUCUUGUGGAUGAGAAUGAUGCCUUUGUUUCUCAGCGUAAAGAUCCAAAGUUAGCUUUGGUUGUUCCACACUUUGAGGACGAAAAAUAUCUCUGCCUAAAUGCACCAGGAAUGGAAACAUUGAGAGUGGACAUAGUGUUGAAAGCAGAUAAAAAAGAAUAUAAGAGGAUUCGGGUCUGGAGAAUGUAUGGAGAAGGGCGAUAUGUUGGAGAUGAGGCGGCACAGUGGUUCUCAAAUUACUUGAGUAAACCUGGCUAUAAAAUGUAUCAGCUGUCUCAGCCUAGAGUAAUUUGUGAAGAUGAAAAGUGGGGCGAUGUUGGGCUACCAGAAGACAAGGUGUCUUUUGGAGAUUUUGCUCCAUACCUGAUUGCAAAUGAGGCAUCUUUAGCAGCAGUUAAUGAAGAACUUCCAUCACCAGUUACAAUGGAGAGAUUCCGUCCAAAUGUUGUUGUUAGUGGCUUAGCAGGGUUUGAAGAGGAUGAAUGGGCAGGAAAGAGAAUCAAAGUAGGAGAUGUUGAAUUUAGACAUCUUAAACCUUGUGGAAGGUGUAUACUCACUACAGUCAAUCCUGCAACUGGAGAAAAGGAAGGAGAUGAGCCUCUGGCUACUUUGCGAAGAAUAAGACUCCCUGAGGACAGAGAUCCAAGACAUGGCAACUCACCUUUCUUUGGAGUCCACAUGGCUCCUGAGGGGAAUGGGGUGGGGGUUAUAAGGCUAGGGGAUAGUGUAAUGGUUUCCUUGUAGAAUUCAUGUUACCAAGAUACAUUUAUGUAACUUGCUAAUCUGUAUUUUUUACAGAAAACAAUUUUCAAAGAUAUAUUUAGAAGUCAGUGAUUGUUGAAAGCACUGGGAAACAGGCUUAACCUGCUUUUUGCUAGCCAGGAUUUGAAAAGUGGGCGUCCCAAACUCAUUUAUUAUUCAUCACGUUAAAACAGAAAAACACAACCGUGAAGGAGGUUUCGAUAUCCAGUUAAUAGACUAAUUUCGAUAUAAUAAAAUUCAGCCUAAAACAAUAGACCUCAGCACGAGGCUUUGAGGAAUAAACCCCAUAAAUCCUGUAGUUAUUCCCCGGAGCCUUGUACUAAGGUCUAUUAUUUUAGGCUGAAUUUUAACAUAUCGAAAUUGGUCUAUUAGCAUAGAUUUUGACGAUUUUACUUCUCCGUUUACUCCUUAGUUUUUGCUUCGAUAAAUAAACAACCCUAUUUUAGCCUCACUCAGUCAACUGACAAAUCUGCAGUCGUGCUACAUCCUCUGGAGUUUAGCAAUAAAUUUCAUUUGCUGUGA
Orbicella faveolata is the source of this 1542-nucleotide messenger RNA. Its product is annotated as mitochondrial amidoxime reducing component 2-like. Gene Ontology annotation, molecular function: catalytic activity; pyridoxal phosphate binding; molybdenum ion binding. The record is from RefSeq and is a predicted model, not a curated record. NCBI's taxonomy places the organism in Eukaryota, Metazoa, Cnidaria, Anthozoa, Scleractinia, Merulinidae.